Molecule: messenger RNA, 1133 nt
Organism: Myxozyma melibiosi
Lineage: Eukaryota; Fungi; Ascomycota; Lipomycetes; Lipomycetales; Lipomycetaceae
Product: NEDD8-conjugating enzyme UBC12
Exons: 6
Coding region: 312-872 (186 amino acids)
Source: RefSeq, a predicted model, not a curated record
GAAUAGUUUGCCUGAAGUGCAAAUUUUGUAAACAAUAGUUUUCCACACCAAUUUGUAUUGUUCUCUCUCAUCAAUUGCGUCUUGCCUUGACGAGUAUUGAAGGUGUUCUUCUGUUGACUGUAGACUCAGGCGAGAGUAGUGAUCCUUGUAGAUGUGCUUCUAUUGCGCACAUGGCUGAGGGUUUAGUUCUGUUAGGUGAGCCUGGCACGCGAUGACAUGUUCUCCACGAUACAGAGUCGCCACGACGCCCACCCUACGCAGACUCCACUUGUAGCUCAUUUAAUAGCGAUACAGCGGGACAAUUCGACGAAAUGUUGAAAAUCUGGAGCAUGAAGCAGCAGCAGCAGCAGGAGCAGAAAGAAGCUGCCGCGAACGGCGACGGCGUGGUGAAGAAGAAAGUGACUGCCGCGCAGAUUCGGGUUCAGAAGGAUUUAACUGAGCUAUCGCUCCCCUCGACGAUCAAGACACAGUUUCCGAACCCGGACGACCUGCUGAAUUUCCUGGUCUCGAUCGAGCCCGACGAGGGAAUGUACCAGGGCGGCCGGUUCAAUUUCACGUUCAAGAUUAAUAACAAUUUCCCGCACGAGCCGCCAAAGGUGAAGUGUACUCAGAAGAUUUAUCAUCCGAAUAUUGAUUUGGAGGGGAAUGUGUGCCUUAAUAUCCUGCGUGAGGAUUGGAAGCCUGUUUUGAACCUUAACGCCGUCCUCGUUGGAUUACAGUAUCUCUUCCUCGAACCCAACGCCUCAGAUCCCUUAAACAAAGACGCGGCCUUGGACCUCCAGCGCAACCGCGACGGAUUCAAGCGUAACGUGCGCUCUUCAAUGGCAGGCGGCGCCGUCGCAGGCGAACGCUUCGACAACGUCUUGAGAUGAUCUCUUUCCCCCUCUCUCUCUCUCUUUCCCUCUCUGCAGCAACACCACCGCUAGAAGCAAAGCGUAGCGCGUGGUGUCGUAUGCUUUCUACCUUAUAUAUCUACUCAAACGGAGUUCGUUCGCAUCUGGAUACAGGAUAUUUAAUUUGUUUUCGAGUCAAUGCAGUUUCUAGUCUGUUUUAGAAGUGGUCUUGUACGAGCGUGGGAUCUUCUAUUGUUGUCGUCGUGUCGUCGUGUCUUUUUGAUAUUGCUGUAAUUGAGU